Messenger RNA from Eptesicus fuscus (big brown bat), 1065 nucleotides. RefSeq names its product pyruvate dehydrogenase phosphatase regulatory subunit, mitochondrial-like. Gene Ontology annotation, molecular function: oxidoreductase activity. The transcript has 7 exons. Gene Ontology annotation, cellular component: mitochondrion; mitochondrial matrix; cytoplasm. Lineage: Eukaryota; Metazoa; Chordata; Mammalia; Chiroptera; Vespertilionidae. The record is from RefSeq and is a predicted model, not a curated record. Bases 136 to 639 code for a protein of 167 amino acids.
GGGACCCCAGGACCCCCGUGACUGUGGAGGCUGCUGCCGGUCCCCCGCCGGGUGUUGCUGAGCGCGGAGCCCGCGGGGCCCGUGAGAUCUCCUUCUGAGUGAGUGAGCGCACACCUCUCAUUGCUGACAGACGUGAUGUUUUACCGGUUGCUAUCGGUGGUCCAAAGACAAAGAACCAGCCGAGGAUGGCAGAACUGGUCCUCAGCCAGAAGCGGUGCAUCAGCGGCCGAGGCGCAUUCUGUCGCCCUGCCUGCCCAGGCGCAGGUGGUCAUCUGUGGCGGGGGAAUCAUGGGCACAUCUGUGGCCUAUCACCUGUCCAAGAUGGGGUGGAAGGACAUUGUCCUUUUGGAGCAGGGCAGGCUGGCUGCUGGCUCUACGAGGUUCUGCGCGGGCAUCAUAAGCACUGCCAGGCACUUGAGCAUCGAGCAGAAGAUGGCAGACUAUUCAAACAAACUGUACCAACAGUUAGAGCAAGAAACAGGGAUCCAAACAGGUGUUCAGAUCUAUGACCGGACAAGUGUUGUUCACGUGAUGACCAAAAAAGGUGAAGUUAUUGGUGUGGAGACAAAGGACAGAUCGAAUGCCAGUAUUUUGUCAACUGUGCUGGUCAGAGCCCCUGUUGAGCUCCUUCCUGCGUAGGAUGCCAGACCUGGAGACGCUGGAGAUUGUGAAGUUGGUCAAUUGCCCCGAGACCUUCACGCCAGACAUGAGGUGCAUCAUGGGCGAGUCUCCUUUGGUUAAGGGCUACUACGUCCUGGCAGGAAUGAACUCUGCUGGCCUUUCGUUUGGUGGAGGAGCUGGAAGAUAUACUAAUCAUUCUAAGGACAUCCUAAUCAUCACAGUUCACCUGAUGCUAUCAUUGAGGUCUCAGUACUUCCACCCUUUCCUUCCACAUCAGCCCGCUUCCUGCUCUAACACAGAUGCUCUGCACAGGCAGAUUACAGCAUAUCUUAAGAGAUCCAGGAUGAGUCACAGAGGAAGGAGCCAGGGAAGCAGAGCUCUCCUCCCUGCCCCACAACAUCGGCCUCUCACAUUGUUGUUGUUUUUUUGUUCCAAAAAUGUGUA